This is a messenger RNA of Myotis davidii, 2003 nucleotides long. Its product is annotated as general transcription factor IIH subunit 2. Gene Ontology annotation, molecular function: zinc ion binding. The record is from RefSeq and is a predicted model, not a curated record. Gene Ontology annotation, biological process: regulation of transcription by RNA polymerase II; DNA-templated transcription; nucleotide-excision repair. The transcript has 16 exons. Lineage: Eukaryota; Metazoa; Chordata; Mammalia; Chiroptera; Vespertilionidae. Gene Ontology annotation, cellular component: transcription factor TFIIH core complex; transcription factor TFIIH holo complex. The coding region runs from base 632 to 1819 and encodes 395 amino acids.
CCAGGAUGCGUUGUAAGCAUCCAGCUUCCCUUCGAGCGCCUUCAGUCUCGGGAGGCUUCAUUCACACCGUCCUGUGCCUGCAAUUUCCCAUCGCGCGCAGCUCUAAUGAAAACAAACGUGCUUGUCUGCAGAGAGUCGGGAGUGUUCCCACCUGCAGUGCCUACUCACUUGUGUCAGAGCUUUCAGGGGAUUCAGUAACAAAAGUAAAAUUCAUCUUGAUGUGAUGGAUGCCAGUAGCCACUUUUUAAAGAAUUGGAGUUUAAAAAUGUUGAAAACACUUGCUUGGAGAAUCAAAAUGUUCAAUGCAUUCACUGUAUGUUACGUUACUACACAUCAUUAAACCUACAAGGGCAUCAACAUAGCCGUCGAAACAGUACAGAAGUUAGAAUUAAGUCACUUCUCUACUUCAAGAUGUUAAAGUGGAUCGCCAGAUUUCCUGCAGCAAGUCUCUUUCAGUGCCGUGGAGUGGUUGAUUCAGUGAGAGACCUAGAGCCUUAGUAAAUAAUACCUAAUUAUUACAGGUGCCACAGGAAACAGUGUUGCCAUAAACACAGUGUACAACUUGUCAAUAGAUUUUAAUUCCAAAAGUCCAUUUAUAGGAUAUUGAAUAAUAUAAUACAUUUAAGAAAAAAUGGAUGAAGAACCUGAAAGAACUAAGCGAUGGGAAGGAGGCUAUGAAAGAACAUGGGAGAUUCUUAAAGAAGAUGAGUCAGGAUCACUGAAAGCUACAAUAGAAGACAUUCUCUUCAAAGCAAAGAGAAAAAGAGUAUUUGAGCACCAUGGACAAGUUCGACUUGGAAUGAUGCGCCAUCUUUAUGUGGUAGUAGAUGGGUCAAGAACAAUGGAAGACCAAGAUUUAAAGCCGAAUAGACUGACAUGUACUUUAAAGUUGUUGGAAUACUUCGUAGAGGAAUAUUUUGAUCAAAAUCCUAUUAGUCAGAUUGGAAUUAUUGUGACAAAGAGUAAAAGAGCGGAAAAACUGACAGAACUCUCAGGAAACCCUAGAAAACAUAUAACAUCUUUGAAGAAAGCUGUAGAUAUGACCUGCCAUGGAGAGCCAUCUCUUUAUAACUCCUUAAACAUGGCUAUGCAAACUCUAAAACACAUGCCUGGGCAUACAAGUAGAGAAGUCCUAAUCAUCUUUAGCAGCCUCACAACUUGUGAUCCAUCUAAUAUCUAUGACCUAAUCAAGACCCUAAAGACAGCUAAAAUUAGAGUGUCUGUUAUUGGAUUGUCUGCAGAAGUUCGGGUUUGCACUGUACUUGCUCGUGAAACUGGUGGCACAUACCAUGUUAUUUUAGAUGAAAGCCAUUACAAAGAAUUGCUAACACAUCAUGUUAGUCCUCCUCCUGCUAGCUCAAGUUCUGAGUGCUCACUGAUUCGUAUGGGAUUUCCUCAGCAUACCGUUGCUUCUCUGUCUGAUCAAGAUGCAAAGCCCUCUUUCAGCAUGGCGCAUUUGGAUAGCAAUACUGAGCCAGGACUUACAUUAGGAGGCUAUUUCUGCCCACAGUGUCGGGCAAAGUAUUGUGAGCUUCCUGUUGAAUGUAAAAUCUGUGGUCUUACUUUGGUGUCUGCUCCCCAUUUGGCACGGUCUUACCAUCAUUUAUUUCCUUUGGAUGCUUUUCAAGAAGUUCCCCUAGAAGAACAUAAUGGCGAAAGAUUUUGUUAUGGAUGUCAGGGGGAAUUGAAAGACCAACAUGUCUAUCAUUGCACUGUGUGCCAAAAUGUUUUCUGUGUGGACUGCGAUGUUUUUGUCCAUGACUCUCUCCACUGUUGUCCUGGCUGUAUUCAUAAUAUUCCAACUCCUUCAGGUAUUUGAUUCCAGCAUAUAGUACACAUUAUAUGUGUUAAAAAGAAACUUGCAACUGUAAAUAAAAUGAUUCUUUAGAAGAAGCUCCAAUUAAACAUGAAAAGCAGUUCAAAAGGAAAAUCUGACUUAAGAAACCUUUUUGCUAAGAAAAUGUAAUAUUUUAUUAUAUUUUAAAAUUUGUGUCCUGCCCCAG